AGGGAAGUUGUUGGAGGGAGAUUCUGUGGAGCUGAGCUGCAGUGCUGGCCCUGCCAAGGUGAUCCUAGAGCCCAGCCAAGCCGUGGUGUUGGACUGUAACCUGGCCCCCGCUGAGCAGUUUAUCAACAUCACUUGGAAGAAGAAUGGCUUUCCAUUAGUGGAGCAGGAGCAUCUCCAUGUGCUUCCAAAUGGCUCACUCUUCAUCUCAUCCCAGGCUGCUGCUAAGGAGAGUAAAUAUCCUGAAAGGACUGGUGCUGAGGGUAAUUACUCCUGCGUGUCCCAGGGCUCCUUAGGGGCUGUCAUUAGUCAAACGGCUGUCGUGCGAUUUCCAACAUUAUCACGGUUUUUCCAGCAGCCCGAGUCGCAGACAGUGGAAGAAAAUGGCAUGGCCCGGUUUGAGUGCCGCAUUGAAGGGCUGCCUGCCCCAAGCAUCACCUGGGAGAAGGAUCAGGUGGCUCUUCUGACAGAAUCCAGGUUUAUAACUCUUCCGAAUGGCGUCCUCCAGAUUCUGGAUGUGCAAGAGAGCGACUCUGGGGCUUACCGCUGUGUAGCGACCAAUGCGGCACGGAAACGCUACAGCAGUGAUGCCAUCUUGAGUGUGCUUAAAGAUUCUCAGCCACCGUUUCCUGCUGAUGUCACCAUCAUCGCUGCCCCCGAGAACACCACCGUGGUAGCUGGCGAGAGCGCGGUGAUGGAGUGUAUGGCUUCCGCCGACCCCACGCCAUUCGUCUCUUGGAUACGCCAGGAUGGAAAGCCCAUCUCCACCGACGUGAUUGUGCUGGGACGGACCAACCUUCUGAUUCCUCACACCCAGCCCCACCACUCGGGCGUGUACGUCUGUCGUGCUAACAAACCCCAGACCAGACAAUUUGUUACGGCGGCUGCUGAGCUCCGGGUCCUUGCUCCACCCAGCAUCUCCCAGGCCCCUGAAACCAUCUCUCGUACCCGCGCCAGCACUGCCAGGUUUGUCUGCAAAGCAGAAGGGGAGCCAGCCCCUGCCCUCCACUGGCUGAAGAAUGGGGAGGCUCUCCAGUCCAAUGGACGUGUGAAAAUCCAGAGCAGCGGCAGCCUCGUGAUCAACCAGAUUGGGCUGGAGGAUGCUGGCUACUAUCAGUGUAUGGCGGAAAACAGGCUGGGCCUGGCCUGUGCCACAGCCAAGCUCUCGGUCAUCGUGCGGGAGGGGUUGCCCAGCGCUCCCAAGAGGGUGUCCGCUGUCUCCCUGACCAGCACGACAGUCUUGGUGUCUUGGGAGCGCCCAGAAUACCACAGCGAGCAAAUUAUUGGCUUCUCCUUGCAUUACCAGAAGGCUGCAGGAACAGAUAAUGUGGAGUAUCAGUUUGCUGUCAACAACGACACCACGGAGCUGCAAGUCAAAGACCUGGAGCCCAGCACCAACUACGUCUUCUAUGUGGUCGCUUACUCCCAGCUGGGAGCGAGUCGGACAUCCACACCCAUCAUUGUUCAGACACUGGAGGAUGUGCCUAGUGCAGCCCCUCAGCUCUCCUUGUCAAGCACAACCCCUGCCGACAUCAGAGUCACCUGGCUGCCCCUUCCUGUUGAGCUGAGCAACGGCAGGAUCACAAAAUACAAAAUUGACUACUGCACCCUCAAGGAAGCAGAUCAGAUCUCCUCCAUUGAAGUUGGUGCAAAUGAGACACAAAUCACCCUUUACUCACUCCAUCCCAAUAAAGUCUACAAAGUGCGCAUAGCAGCCAGCACGAGCAUGGGCUAUGGGACCCCCUCGGAGUGGACGCAACAUCGCACUCCUGACAGGGACAACCAGACGCACGUUCCAUUUGCCCCGACUGAGUUAAAAGUGCGAGCAAGGAUGGAGUCCCUCCUGAUAACGUGGCAACCCCCAGCCAACCAUGCCCAGAUAUCGGGCUACAAACUGUACUACCGAGAAGUGGGAAUGGAGGAAGCCAGUGAUGAAAGCCCCUCAGACGCCGCUGAAGAUGAGAGCUGGGAUGUAGGGCCCAUAAAGCUAAAGAAGAAAGUGAAGCAGUAUGAAUUAACUCGACUAGCUCCUGGGAGACUCUAUGAGGUGAAGUUGGUGGCUUUCACUAAGCAUGAAGAUGGCUACGCAGCAGUGUGGAAGGGCAAAACAGAGAAGGCACCCAUCACAGCAGCGGACCCUCCAGUUCAGAAAGGCCCCCCGCUGCCCCCAGUCCAGGUCUAUGCAGAGUCCAACAGCUCAACCUCAAUUUGGCUAAGGUGGAAGAAGCCAGAUUUUACAACAGUCAAGAUUGUCAACUACACUGUGCGCUUCAGCCCUUGGGGGCUAAAAAAUGCUUCUCUUGUCACAUACUACACAAGCUCUGACGAAGAUAUCCUCAUCAGCGGGCUAAAACCCUACACCAAGUAUGAGUUUGCAGUGCAGUCUAAUGGAGUUGGCAUUGAUGGGCCAUUUGGCAGCGUUGUUGAGCGGUUCACUCUUCCAGACAGACCAUCAACGCCUCCCUCUGACCUCCGGUUGCAUCCGAUAAACCCCUAUGCUGUACAGGUGCACUGGUGCCCGCCCGCUGAGCCCAAUGGCAUCAUUGUGGAGUACCUCAUCCUGUACAACGCCAACAACACGGAGCCUGACGACAUGUGGACUCUGCUCACAAGAGAAGGAAAUAUUUUCAGCACCGAAGUGCAUGGAUUGGAAAGUGACACCCGGUAUUUCUUUAAGAUGGGAGCCAAGACCGUGGUGGGAUCAGGGCCAUAUUCCAACGUGAAGGACGUGCACACCCUGCGGGAGAAGCUGUCUGAUGUCCUGGACAUCCAUUCGGUCACGGGGAUCAUCGUGGGAGUCUGUCUGGGCCUGCUCUGCAUCCUCUUCUGCAUGUGUGCCAGCUUCCGCAGCAGCAAGCAGAGGGAGGCCCUGCCAGGUGUUGAUCCUCAGGCGGCCACAAACCACACCUACUACCAUCGUGGCCGGCAGGGGCUGCCUGCACCCAGCGCCCACUCCGAUGCCCACGAGCUGGAGUCCCUCAUGUCCCCACUUCCGGAGGAGACUCCUGUGCCCCUGACGGAUAUCACGGAGCUGACAGAAGUGCAUGGCCUCAUCCACACCAGCCUGCAGGGCGAUGGCAUCCACGGAAAUAGGAAGUCAUCAUGGACUAAACCAGUUAAUCAGACCUGGACAAAUAGCCUGGCCAGGUACGGAGAUGUGACACCAGAGCCUCCUUUUGCUGCGAAUGGAUCAUUGAAGCCUCCAGCUAAUGCAGGACAGAGGCUUUUGUUACAAGCCCUGGUUUACAGUGCUGUUACGAGUGAAGUGAAGAAAAGCCACCCUCCCAUCAGCCACCAUCAGGUGGAAGCCGAGGUUAUCGUCCACUCGGAUUUCUCAGCCUCUGACAAAGACUACAGCGUGCAGCUCCCGGACGUUGAUGAGGUGGAGCGUGAGGACCACGACCCAGAACACUUCCCCUCCGAGGACCAGACCCUUCACACGCACGCCACCACCCUGCAGGAUGUCAGCAAGGCACUGGGGGACCCUGAGGGCCCGUCUGAGCUUCAGCCCCCGGAUGUGCUGUUAGGUACUGACAGGAGGCAGACUAACAAGGUAGAGCCGGCCUGCGCUCACAGGCUCACCAAUGGCUUCCACAGGCCCCAGGAUGGCUUGGAUCCUGUGGAAGGCAGGGACUCGAACUCUGCACAAGACAGAGAGAGCGCAGAGCCAGUCAAGUGCCAAGGUUUUUCUACAGGCCAGCAGGAAGCGCCUCUGUGUAGUAUCUCUUGCUUCAUCAACUCAUCCUCAGCAUCUGAGAACAUGAUGUGUGUCCAUAAUCAUUAAGAGGAAAUUAAUCUGAUUUUGCUCAUGGGAGAGCUAGAAGUUUGUCCAUAGUCCAUCUGGGCUUUCUUGUGUCAGGUGCCCUCUGCUCGCCAUGAAGGUAGUCAAUAUUUGUUGCAAACUUACUUGUUGGAAAAACUUCCUUAAAGCCAUCCUAAGAUCUGGAUUAGCCUCAUCAACCGUCUUUGGACCCACAAUAAAGCAGUCAUGGAAGACAAUCGUCCUCGACUCCAAGGCAUUGGUGAUGAGAUGAUGAGUCAAUACGGCGAGGUGGCGAGUGCCCACAUCUCACAGCUAGGAGCUAGGGCUGCUCAGUGCUUCACACAAUCUAUGGAAGUGGGGAGUGGGUCUGCCACAAAAUCAUGAUGCCUGCUUAAACCUGUGCAGCCACUUCCAUGUAUUUUGUGACGGGGACUGACAGGACAUCCCUGUUGCCAGAAAGAAGCAGGAACGCACUGAGCAGGUCUUCUCGAAUACGCGGCUCCAUCAGGGAGGGCCCUGGCAUUGCCAACUGCUUUGCAGCUAGAUUUGGUAAAAUUAAAUGCCCAAAGUGGGAGGAGACGACUGCAAACUGACACUCAGUUCGCCAUAGCCCUUGGCCUUUUCUGCUCACCCAUGGUUAAAAUGAUUUUAAGGCUCUCUUUGUACACUACCACAGUAACUAUUACUAGCAGGCUGAUGUAGUGGCCUUUUAUUACACACUCUACGAGUGCCUCUAACAACUUGUACUAUAUAGAACCUUCUCCGGCAUCUGGGUCAUUUCACCACCCUGGACUUCGUUUUACAUAGGUUCUGGUACCUAAUAUUUUAGGUACACAUCUCUCCUUUUAAUGUACGACAGUGUAUUUUUAUUUCUUUGGAGCAUCUUUAUAUUAUUUAAUUUUAUAGAGUGGAGUAGUGUGUGGUAUAGAGUAGCAUUUUUACUACUUCUCCCUUUUUUUUCUUUCUGUUUUUUUUUUCCUCCUUAACAACACAACUACCUCAUGUCUGUUGGGAAAAAAAAGCAGUCGAUUUACUCUUUUGUUAUAGUCCAUUUUAGUUUUUAACUUAUGCUUAUACUGCCUUUUUCUAAAGAAUGUGUUUGCACUGGUUGUUGAAUAUUUUGUAAUGAGUAGUGCCCCAGGGCACGACUCUUUGUUUCUUUUAAUGUGUUGCUACACGUCACCUUCCCAUCGGUUGCGUUUGUCCGUAGAGUGGCAAGCUUCAUGCAGAUGGUGACAAAAAGACCGUUUAAGGUGGGGGGACGUUUAACAGUGUUUUGUUUUUAAGGGGCUUGUACUAGUAAAGAGGAUGAAGGUCCAGUGUUCUCAGAGGCAGCUAGUGAUUUGGGAAGCGUCAGUGUUGCUGAUCAGCUGGAGACACCUGAAAAGGAGGCUGUUUCCAGAGUGUGGGUACUUCGCCAGCUUGUGAAAAAUCAGGCUGUGUCAUGGGUGUCUGGAGCUGGACUCCCACAGCCACUGCUUGGUUUUGAGGAUUUGAGCCCAUAUGGAGUUUUAAAGGGAUGCUGCUAAAUUUAAAAGAAGAUAAUACUCCUCUCUUCCAGCUGGCACCUGGCUUUGUCACCGACAGAUGUAAUGUUAUCUCACCUAUUUCUCAUUAUUCGUGCUGUGUGUUUACUUAGGGCACCCCUCUUGGUUUGACCGGUUGAGAAGGAAUCGGUCUGCCUCUAGCCGUUCUCAGAGUGCUCCUGUGUUGGAGCUACAAAAACCCUAAGUGGGACCAAAUGUCGACAAGCGCUGAGGAUCUGAAGUUCCUGUUGAAGUUCUUGGGUGUUGAGGGCACUUGGCAGAUGCUCUGCAUUUCUCUGUCAGAAUAAGAUCAAAAGUGAAAAAAAAACCCCAUCCUUCCUCUCCCCCUGCCCCCUCCAAAGCCCCUGUUGUAUCAGAAUUACCCCAAAUCCUUAUGGAGACCCUUGGGCUGCUCUGAGGCUUGGUCUUGACUUAUCUGUCAUUUAAAUCCAGUGAUGCAGCGAGCAGCACAAGAAUUUUUAAGUGGCCCCGUGACUUCCUACUUGUAGUACACGGUGCUGUUCCUAGUAGGAGUAUGGCCCCGUACAUGGAUCUGAGUUUGACCAGAUGUGUCCCUUGAAUUCUUCAUUACUUUCUUGCCCGAGGUGCCUCUGGCCGUGGCUGGUGGGAAGCAGCUUCUCUGAAGGUCGCUGUUUACCCAGCGGUGUAAAUGAUUCAGGAUUCGGUCUCUCCUCGACUUCUGGCAGGGUGUCGGAUGAGCGGCCCUCUCUCUUUCCACAGCAGUUGCUGUAUCCUUAGUUCCUGCAAGUUACUUACAGUAGUGUUUCUGGGAGUAUCUGGUGCAUAUAAAGGGGAAGACCCAGAUCCCUGACAGUCCGCUCAGGCCUGCCAUAGCCAAGCAGGGAAGGCUCUGUCUGGUAGUUGGUGGCUGUUUGGAACGUGCAAGGCCUGUCCAAUGCCCCUGUGGGCCAAAGGAUGUGGACAGGAUGCCCUUUGCAGUACUGAGUGUGAGGAUAUCUCUUCCUCCUCCAGCCCGUUGUGUGUACACUCAACUUUUCCAGGUCCCUCAAUGCGCAGCUGUUCUUCCCACAUGGUUUGGAGCUUUGUGUAGCCUCUUCCAAGUGGCAUGAAGGGUGACACACAUUGCAGCCAACCUCGCUCACCCUGAAAUGAAGCAGCAUGAGCUUCCCUGGCUUCCUGCGCAAGCCAUUCUUUGCAAGACCACGAGGCCCAGCGUUACGACCUUGGAAUGGUGAGGCCAGAGUUGGGCUGCUCUUGGACUGCAAAAUGACCUUUUGAGAACAAAUAGCACUUCUAAUUGGGGGACAGGACCCUUUUUAGAACUGGGGCUGCAGUAGCCAUGAUGGCCUAGGGAAUAUGCGAAGGAGCAAGAUGUAUUUGGUGUACAGUCCAGACCAUCUGCAUAGCUGGGAGAGAUGCUGAACCCUUAUGUCUGGGAAGGAGGCAGAUACAGCUUUAGCUACACAGCAAGGGAGAACACUGAGUUUUGUUUUAAAUGAAAAUGGUUCUACCUGGUAUUCUAUUUUACCUGGCUCUGCUUUUCUCCCAGACCAGAGGAAUGGUGCUCUGUUCCCAAAUGCUUAUCUAACAUCCUUCCCAGUCAUAGAGUUGGUCCAAUAAAAGAUAUUGCCUAACAAAUCCUGAUGCUUGUCUUUUUACAGGCAUGCAGUUUGUGCCUGAAUCCAAAUGAGAUGCCAGCCAGCUUCCUGAUUUAUGUGGGAGGAAAGAACAUACUCACAUUUUGAGAGGGGCAGAUAUUUGCAGGUACAACUGAAGUCUCUUGUCCAUGUGACUAACGUACAGCUAGUGAUAAUGCCUGCCAGACAGAUGGUGACAGCCUCAGCGGUACCCACACUUACGGAACCACCCAAGAAACAGAUUCAUCUGCUAGAGUGGCCACUGCAAUGGACACAUGCUCUGGGUGCUGCAGCAGCGAUACAAAAGGAAAGUAGAAGUUCAUUUUAAUUAAGAAAGGGGCUAAGAAAGAUUUCAGGAAUGCAGGAGGGCAUCAUACACACUCCUCUUGGACAGGCUGUGCUCAAAGGAGCUAGCGGAAAUAAGGUUUGGAGAAAGGCACUGGACAUGAUUCAGGGCCUGGAGAAUCUCUCGGCUGUGGAGAGAUGAGACUAAAAUGUAGGAAACAGGCACAUGGUGGUGGGUAGAAGCUUGUCCCUUUCCUUUGAUAACCCAGUGAGUUGUCCUCCUUACUUGUAUUCCCAAUACAAAAACUAGUGAAGUAUAAAAGUAUAACCGGGUAAUGCAGACAGCAAGUGUUACUUAUCUCAGUUACACUGGAGCAUGUCCAGUGCCACAACUGUCUUGUAAGGAGGAGAUGAAUGUGGAGGGGUGUGGUAGAUACAUUAACAAUGUCCAGAGAGCAAGGAAAUGGGAAGACAACACAUUUUAAAUGGAAGAAGAUGCGUUAGUCAGCCAGUGGAACUUGGUGCUGUAUGGUGCUGAGGCCAAGAGCUUAUUUAUGGGAUUAAAAAUAAAAAUAAUUGAAUGUUUCUGUGAGCCACAAGGAAAACUCACAAUUACAUUAGAUUGGUUGAAAUUGUUUGCGAGAGACAGAAACCCUCUUGUUCUGGAACAUAGACCAGCCAUUCCCUCGUGGGUUGAAGAAGAACUAUCCUUGGGUGUGUGUUAUUCCAGUUGGUCUCAGUGGUGUUUUUUUGGGCCUCUGAUGCUGGCUGCAGGUAGGGUUGUGAUGCCAAACUAAAUGGGCCUUUAAUUGGUAUGAGGUAGUUUGCUGUCUCCUGUGUUGGAUGGAAAGGUAGGAGGUGCAGGGAAACUUCUUGAAAUCCAGCCCUUUCUGUCUUUCACAUUACCUUCUUACUGGCUAUUAGGCAUUUCAGGUUUCUCCAGUGUCUUUGCAAGGAAGAGACCAGAUUGGCCAUGGCUGUGAUGAUCCGUCUCUCUGCCUAGCCCAAAUAUGCAGAAUCCAUGAAAGGAUCAUUUCACACGUUCUGCAAAUACCCGGUUGCAACUGCCGUGACCCAGAAAUGCCCCCAGGGCUGAGCAUCAGGAACAGGCACUGGGUUAAAUCUACCUACAAUUGGAAAUGCAAUCCAAGGAGAACAACCUUGGUGGCUUGUCAAUGGGUCCAUGACAUUUGGGUGCAUCUUACCUGAUGAGUGUCAUGCUUUGAUGGAUGCUGCUGGUCAAAGCGUGGGCUCAUACAGAUACUGUGAAGAAUGGCUGCUAGGGUUCAGUUCUCAUUUGGGCAGGGGGUGUAUUUGUGUGAGUGGAUGGUAGGACUAGUUUCCAGGACUCUUGGUUCUGCUCCUCAUCAAAGCCACUUCCUUGCUGGGCUCCAGAUGCAGAGUCUCCCUCUGUACAGACCUCACGGGGCACUGUGAGGUUUAGCUCAAUGUUUUGAGAUACCUGGAGAAGAUGUGCUGAGAACUCAAAUGAUCCUCUUUAAUCUAGUUACUAUUGCUUAGGUAGACAGCAUAUGUGGCUUAUGUGUGUUGGCCCCUUGCCUCCAGCCUUCCUUUGGAUCCUGGAUCCUGUUCCACCAAACAGAAUUAUUGCAGCGUUGGACAGCACGAAAGUGUUGGAGUGACGGCAGGUGUGGCCUGGCGAGAAGCUUACAAGCAAAUGAGCCAAAGCUGCAGUGGGCGUCAGUCGGCGUGCAAGCCAAGAGGGUUGUGCUGUAUUACAUCAGUUGAGGAUCUGAUGCCAGUGCUGUGCUGAAGUCAUUUUUACGUGAUUUGCAUUAGUGCACACAGUGGGUUACAUUCAGGGUUGGGUUAGGUAGGUGUCCUUAUUUAUUUGCUGUUUUCCCUGGCUUUUCACUUAGUGGGGUUUUUACAGUCUCAAUGACCAGAAAGAGAGCGAGGUGGGUAAAUUCUGUGUAUUCUGUGUACAAAGCUGAAACAACCAGUGCAUAUAUUUUUUUUAUCAUGAGAUGAGUAGCUUUCUUGCAGCUUUCUCAGAGAUGCUCAGUAGUGUUGGUACCUUUAAUCACACAUCAUAAUUCAUGUGUGCUACCAAACAUGAAACUUCCCCCUCUGUCCCCUCCCUUUCCUCAGUAACACUAAAGAUUAUUGCUGUCCAGUUUCUUACCUGUGUACUUUGUUUUUACAUUGUUAAAAUGUCAAAUUUGUCUCCCAAACAUAAGUUUGUUGUCUGGGUGUCUUCAUUUGGCUACACAACUGUAUGUUUUUCAUGCUGCCAUGAAAGUCGCAACUUUUAAAUCUUUUAAUUUCCUAUUAUGCGAAAGGUAUGACUCAGUUAACAUUUUCUUGUUGGCUUUUCUUUUUGUUCAUCUGGUUUCUUACUUAACAGACAGUAAAGUUCUGAGAUACUCUGUAACCUUUUAGGUUUGUGAAUUUUUUAAGUAAAUAGCUAAUAAUUCUGGUGUCAGCCCAGAAGGAGUGCUAUACAAGAAAGCAACCAUUCUAAUGUAACACUAUAUAUAUUUUUGAUCUAAUUAGAAAUAGGUCCUUUUCCAAAGGGCUGUUGCGUCUUUUAUAAUCAGUAUACUUGUUAGAAAAGAGAUGUCUAGUCCAGCAAAAAUCUAUCAUCUAGUUCUGUUAUCAUAAUUCCCUUGCUAAUAUUUUCCAAUUAAAUUUCAGAUAGGUUUUUUCCAUGCUGUAUAAGCAAGUAUAACCAGAACUUGAUCUUGUUAAAAGAUUUUGUCUGUAUUUGGUUCCAUGCUGUAUUUAAUUAUAACUUUUCUUUCUUCAGAGAUUAUUCUUCAUGAACACUCUUUAGUGUUAAAGUGUAAGAAGAUAUUGUCCUUAUAUUCCUUAACUAAUGGAUUAUUAAUAAAAUAUUUUGAAAAAGGA
Messenger RNA from Gavialis gangeticus (Gharial), 10061 nucleotides. RefSeq names its product immunoglobulin superfamily DCC subclass member 4 (gene IGDCC4). The record is from RefSeq and is a predicted model, not a curated record. The transcript is spliced from 19 exons. Gene Ontology annotation, cellular component: plasma membrane; axon. Lineage: Eukaryota; Metazoa; Chordata; Crocodylia; Gavialidae. Gene Ontology annotation, biological process: axon guidance; cell-cell adhesion. Gene Ontology annotation, molecular function: protein binding. Bases 386 to 3781 code for a protein of 1131 amino acids.